This is a messenger RNA of Melanaphis sacchari, 1047 nucleotides long. RefSeq lists its product as uncharacterized. The coding region runs from base 1 to 1047 and encodes 348 amino acids. NCBI's taxonomy places the organism in Eukaryota, Metazoa, Arthropoda, Insecta, Hemiptera, Aphididae. The transcript has a single exon. Gene Ontology annotation, molecular function: protein binding. The record is from RefSeq and is a predicted model, not a curated record.
AUGGAAGCCAACUCUAAUGAUACAUUCACUUUACCCAGCUUAUUGAAGACAGCUUACAACGCGUGUAACAUUACCCAGCGGCGAAAGUACAACGCGCGGAGAAUUAGAAAUGCGCGGAAAAGGCACAACACGUUGCAGCUUAAGCAUGUCGAGCUAAGAAGGUGUUGCAAGUCGAUUUUCGCAAUUUUAAGGAUAAAUUCUGAUAUUGGUUUCAACCUUCGCGGCAGCAGGCGUCUUAUGUUUCUCAAAGUGAAGCACGCCUUUCAUUUAUCCGAUAUUGAGCAAGAAAUUGAACGCAUAUGUGAGAUGGCAGCAUUAAACGGACACAUAAAUUGUUUGAAGUUGGCUCGUGCGAUUGGAACCCCCUGGGGCACUACGAGCUUCAGGUAUGAUUCUGCAUGCGACUCGGCAGCAGGCGUGGGCAGCAUGGAUUGUUUACAAUACGCAUACGAAAAUGGAAGCCGGUUUAGCACGAGGACGUGUUCGAGAGCGGCGGGCGACGGUCAUUUGGACUGUCUCAAGUUUCUUCAUGAAAACGGGUGUGCGUGGAAUAGUGAAACGUGUAUUGUAGCCGCGGCAAAUGGACAUUUGGAGUGUCUUCGAUACGCCAAAAUAAAUGGAUGCGAGUGGAAUGAGAUUGUGUGUAUGCUAGCUGCGUUGAAUGGACAACUGCACUGUCUUAAAUAUGCACACAAUAAUGGAUGUCCCUGGGACACAAGCACUUGUUAUCAUGCUGCAAUAAAUGGGAACAUCGAUUGUUUGAAAUACGCCCGAGAAAACGGAUGUGAUUGGGACGAAGAAACGUGUUAUCAGGCUGCGAAAAACGGGAAAAUUGACUGUCUUAAGUAUGCCCACGAAAAUAAUUGCCCGUGGGACAACAGAACGUGUUCUGCGGCUGCGUUAGGUGGUCACUUUCAGUGUCUACAGUAUGCAUAUCAUAACGGAUGUCCGUGGGACGUACAACAGUUUCUUUAUUCUUCAGAAAAUAAACAACCGGACUGUUAUAAUUAUGCAAUUGAAAAAUUAAAUGAAUAUUUAAAAAAAUAA